AUGUGGCGGGGGCUGCCGGCGCUGGCCCUGGCCGCGCUGCUGCUGCUGGGGCGGGCGCCGGCGGGGCGGGCGGCGGCCUGCGAGCCGGUGCGCAUCCCGCUAUGCAAGCCGCUGCCCUGGAACAUGACCAAGAUGCCGAACCACCUGCACCACAGCACGCAGGCCAACGCCGUGCUGGCCAUGGAGCAGUUCGAGGGGCUGCUGGGCACCAACUGCAGCCCGGACCUGCUCUUCUUCCUGUGCGCCAUGUACGCGCCCAUCUGCACCAUCGACUUCCAGCACGAGCCCAUCAAGCCCUGCAAGUCCGUCUGCGAGCGCGCCCGCGCCGGCUGCGAGCCCGUCCUCAUCCGCUACCGCCACGCGUGGCCCGAGAGCCUGGCCUGCGACGAGCUGCCGCUCUACGACCGCGGCGUCUGCAUCUCCCCCGAGGCCAUCGUCACCGCCGAGGGCGCCGAUUUCCCAAUGGAUUCCAAUAAUGGCAACUGUAGAGGCACCGGCAUUGAACGCUGCAAAUGCAAACCCAUAAAAGCUACCCAGAAGACCUAUCUACGCAACAAUUAUAACUAUGUCAUUCGGGCAAAAGUGAAGGAGGUGAAGACUAAAUGUCAUGAUGUCACUGCAGUAGUGGAAGUAAAGGAGAUUCUCAAAUCUUCCCUGGUGAACAUCCCAAAGGACACUGUAAACCUUUACACAAACUCCGGCUGCCUCUGCCCACCGCUCAGUGCCAAUGAAGAGUACAUCAUUAUGGGCUACGAAGAUGAGGAGCGCUCCAGGUUACUCUUGGUGGAAGGCUCCAUAGCCGAGAAAUGGAAGGAUCGACUUGGUAAAAAAGUAAAGCGCUGGGAUCAAAAGCUCCGCCACCUGGGCAAGGCGAAAGGAGAGCCGGGACAAAGCGAUUCGGCACCGAAGACCGGGAAGCCCAGCAAUGCCCGGCAAGCUCGCAGCUAGAUGAGAAAUGCCCUACGCCAAAAUUCAGUGGACUAUCUGUCAAGACUUCACUGUUGGAGCAGCAAAGGAGAAAUUGCACUAUUGCACGUUAUAUUCUAUUGUUUACUACAAAAUAAUGUUUUAGCUUAUAUUAGUUUUUAUUCUCCCUCUUGUUUUUCUACCUUUUUUUUUUUGUUUGUUUGUUUUUGGAUGUGUGCAAGCUCUGGAAAUAAUAUGUUCUUUCACGUUACUAAGAAGUGUAGAGAACUGCCUUUGUGAGGUGCGGGAAGGUCAGGAUAUGCUGAAGUUGCCACUUUGACUCCCAAAUCUUCUUAGUGGGUGUAUCUGUGCAAGCAGGAGAUCUAGUGCUGCCCAUCAUUAGUGACCCACACCAGCUGCCUUGGCUCAGUCCUUCUCAGCACAGCCUUGGUCACUGCUUGCAAACCUCCUUACU
Tympanuchus pallidicinctus (lesser prairie-chicken) is the source of this 1381-nucleotide messenger RNA. It is a transcript of the gene FRZB, whose product is annotated as frizzled related protein. The transcript has 6 exons. Bases 1 to 948 code for a protein of 315 amino acids. The record is from RefSeq and is a predicted model, not a curated record. Gene Ontology annotation, cellular component: cytoplasm. Gene Ontology annotation, biological process: non-canonical Wnt signaling pathway; canonical Wnt signaling pathway. Gene Ontology annotation, molecular function: Wnt-protein binding. NCBI's taxonomy places the organism in Eukaryota, Metazoa, Chordata, Aves, Galliformes, Phasianidae.